GCGGCGCCGCUACGCCGCGGAGGACACGGACGGCCACUGCCAGCAUGUGCGCCGCCGACGCGAGAGCGUGAUGGCCCGCCGCGGUUGCAACCGCAGCCGGUGCCGCUGCCGGGGCCACAGCCCGCUCGCCGCCGUCUGCGCGGCGCUGCUCGUCGCUGCCACCGCCGCCGCCGCUGCCAAGGCCGCUCCAGAGUUGCGCGGAGGCGGUAAGGGUGCGUCUGGCAGCGGGAGAGGCGGCGGAGGUGGUGGUGGCGGUGGCUUGGGCGACGGCGGCGGGGGCGUGAGCGGGUGCCCGCCCCCGGAGCUGGCGCUGAACGGCACCCUGCGCGCCGCCGCGACCGCGACGGACCGCCACCGCAGCGACUACUCGCAGGUGCUGGAGGUGAAGUUCUGGGGCGAGCUGGGCCCGCUGGGCGAGCGCCGCCUCUGCAAGAUCAAGUGCACCGGCGGCUCCUGGGUGGGCCCGCUCUGCCAGAGCCCCGACGACAGCAGCCACUUCCAGCCGCUGUUCCGUAACUGUCACCUGGGCGCGACGCCUCCCAACUUGGUCGUCUUCUACCGCAACAUCUCCAUUAUGAGCGAGAAGUCGGUGUUCCCGCACGGUGCCAUGGUGACGGCGCGCUGCCGCCGGCCCGGCCUGUACAAGCUGCUGGGCAACUCGUCGCUGCGCUGCCAGAACGGCGCCUGGAACCCGCGCCUGCCCGCCUGCAUCCCCACAACCAUGCUCACCAACUUCACCGAGUACGCGCCGCCGACGAUCCUGGUGAAGACGCCAGCGGGAGCGGCCUCGAUGGAGCCGUCUGGCGCGGUGGCGGUCUUCCCGGGCACGACGCUGCACCUCGAGUGCCUCUUCUCGCGGAAGCUCGGCAACCCCGAGUGGACGUGGACGCCGACGUUCCGGCAGUACCUCACAGGAUGGGCGAUCGCGGCGGAGGAGCGCGAGUGGAAGUACCGGCUGUCCAUUUACUACAGCAAGCCGCAGGACACGGGCGUCUACACGUGUGCCACGCCGCGGGGAAUCACCAACAGCAUCGCCGUCCACGUCGCAGCCGUGCACUGCGGACCGCUGGAGACUGACGACACUCGGCUGACGAGCCGGAAGGAGGGCAGCCGCCUGGGCCAGCUGGCCGUCUUCCAGUGCCCCGCGGGCUUCCGCCUGCAGGGUCCCACCAACCUCACCUGUCAGGCCUCAGGUCGGUGGUCGGGCCCGGUGCCGCGGUGCGCGCCCAUCCUGUGCCCCAGCCUGGAGACGGACGACCCGCACCUGUCGCUGGUCGAGCACAACACCAGCUACGGCGGCCGCGCCGUCUUCCGCUGCUCCUGGGGCCACCAGCUCAAGGGGCAGCCCGGCAUCGAGUGCGAGGCCGACGGCCACUGGUCGGGGCCCAUACCGUCCUGCGAACCCGUGCUGUGCCCGCCGCCGCCGGCGCCGCUGCACGGCCGCAUCGUGGCCGGCGAGGAGCGCUACCGCGUGGGCUCGGCCGUGCAGUUCCUCUGCGACGACCGCCACCAGCUGAUCGGCGAGGCCAGCCUCGUCUGCACCGAGACCGGCGUCUGGUCGCACCCCACACCCCUCUGCGAGGCCCGCUGCCCGUACCCCGGCGACCCGGCGCACGGCCGCAUCGCGCCCGUCAAGUUCUCGUACGAGCCGGGCGACAAGCUGCAGGUGACGUGCGGCGCGGGCUUCGUCAGCCGGCUGGGAGAGCCGCCACAGUGCCAGGGCGACGGCACCUGGUCUCUGCCCGUGCCGCAGUGCCGCAGCUACCGGCACGUCUGAGCGACGCCGCGGGCUGCUGCCAGCCGCGUCUCGCUGCCUCACCGACAUCCGUGGUCACCGUCUCAGCUAGUGAACCGCCCGACGGAGAUUCCUGGGGUAGCUUAUCCUGUGGCAGACCCUUCACAGCUGCUGAGGUCACGUAAAGUGCGCUGACCUGCAGAUCGUUUCUAGUGCAGCAGCUGAAAUUGAUCAUAGUGGCAAAAAACAAUGCAGAUCACAAUUUUUUCCUGCUCGGAAAACGCUACAUCAGUUUUCUACACUGAAUUGUCUGUAAUGGGUAGACAGAGAAUGGAUCUAAUUCACGGUGAAGGUGGUAAUCUCAUUGUUAGUGAAGACCUAUAAUAAAGAGUGAACACGAACGAUGGCAAAUUGUCAAAAUUGCUCACUAACAAUGUGAAAUUUGAGUUUCUCUGCAUUUAAAAAAUGCGAAUGCAGCUGAUUACCGACGGCUGCCGAUAUUUCCAUAGGUUAAUACCCCGUCGUUACCAAGGCAAACAGUGCAGUGAAGGGGCGCUGUGCAAGGACAUUUAGACCCCCUGCAGGUAGGGCUACGCGGGCCAAAAAGUACUGCACAGUAUAUGCAGUAAGACAACACACACACACACAUACACACACACACACACACACACACACACACACACACACACACACACACGCCUAAAACAACUAGUUACACCAUACAACCACAGAUGGCCAACGUCAAAAGUUAUCGACAGUGAGUAGUAUGAGUUUUUUGGGCUAAGAGACUCGUGGUGACUUGUCACAGAAUAAUAAUGGAAUUACGAUUUCUUCGGCGUGUUACACCAUUUACCUCAUUUUCUGUGAAAGCACUGUAAUGACAGUUAAACAACGUGUAAGUGGAGUUACCAAACAGUAAAACAUGAAACCCGUAGUAAUGCAGCAAUCCUGAGAUGCAAAAGUACUGUGACGUGGCUGCUGCCGCAGAGAGAAAACCUCCACAUAGCGUCGUUCUGCCGAUGAUCCAUUAUAUUUAGUGAAUCUACACAUGAGAUACACAAGGUGUCCUAGAAACGUUGCGACAAACUUCGCGGGACUGUCGAGAGUGUCUUGUGGAAGAAAUCGAAGAUAGAAACCCGUCAUCCAACGACGCUACGUAGUGUCGAUAUUAGAGACGCCAGCGCCUGCCAAUAGGCCACCCCUUUGGCAGCAAACGUGACUGUGUCUGCUGACAGACAGUAGGCGGAACGUCUCGCAGUUUUGUGUAUUAGAUAGUGACUGAUUGCCACGAUCGAUGGAGUUAGCUGCUGCAGAUCUUGUCCCCUUUCAACGUGAUGCUUUGUUGCAUUGAAAGAUAACUGUUUCAGACAAGGGUUGCAAUCUGUUGUUAAUUUUUCCCCUCUAUACUGAAAAUCAUUUGAGGAUUUAGACUGUUCCAGGAGAAAAAUAAACUGCAGAUGGAUACCCCCGUCCUAAUCGUCAUUUGAUUUGGGCAAAGAGCAGCGGUUUCAUAGUAGACAAAGCAUUUCCAUGCAGCAGCUCGCUCCAUCUUCUCCACUGACAAUCGUUCUAAUCAGUCGAGAUCACUACAUAACGAAAAAAAUUGCGAGAGGUUCCGCUUACGAUCGUCAGCGGCAAAAGCCAUGUUUGCUGCUGAAGGGGUCGGCUAGAGGCUGGCGCCUACAAUUUCGACGCCCUGUAGCAUCGUGAAUGACGCUUACGGAAACGGGUUCCUGUCGUCCAUCUGUUCUUCAAGAUACCUCCUAAAACCCCCGGAUGUGUGUCACAGCAUUUCUGGGACACCCCGUAUGUCAGUAAAUUCCUCGACAGUAAAUCUAAGCUGACCAUUGCGUACAAUCGUUAAUGUUUAAAUAACAUUGCUCGAGAAACAAACCGGAUGCAAAACUACUGCCACCGUAUGAAAACAUUUUGUUGCUAAGCAAAGACAUACAGUACAUAUCACUAGCAUUUGUAUUAUGUGCAAAUUUUUAACUGCAAUAUUGAGAAAAAGACAGAUGCGGUGAAACGUCAAAUGGAGCGCAGUUAUCCUGUAACGAACCACCGCAUGGCAUGAUCCCUUAAAGCAAAAUACUCUGAAAGCAUUCUGAAGAAUAUCCAAAACUUUGUCGAUGGAGUGACUGUUGACCCUCCGUAUUUCCGGAGGCUUGGUAUUAUGACCAAAACCACGAACAAAUCUCUGUCGCGACGCCACUGGUAGUGUCUAAAAGUGGCAGCAACGAUGGGCAAAUACUGACCUGUUAUAACCUCGCAUAGAACCUAAGAACGUCUGGGCAGAAUCUCCUCGUUUACUGGGUAAGGAGUAAUAAGGGCAGAUGAGUAUACGAUUGUGGUGGUUCUGAAAGAAUUAGGUCCGAACUUCAAAAUGGAUUACAUCAUUACUUGAGCUCUAGUAGAUGGGCUGCAAAGCACUACCUCUGCUACCCUUGCUUAAAAUAUUGAUUGCUAAUUGCUAUGUCUUGUAAUUAAUUUGUUAAUUCUGGAGGAGCAUAGAGACAAAACGCUACCAAAAUCUAACACAAUAACUCAUCGGGAACAUUUAUUUAGUGAGCUGGUGCGUUGACUGAUAGUUCUCGGAAAGACUUCAGCAAGACUUGACGUGAGCAGAGCAUCUCCGACAUUAUGUCGGCUGUUCCGUUAUUCAUAGAGACACCAACGUUAUGUGACCUCUUCCAGUAAAUCAUUCAAUAACAGUUUUGACUUACCAGCUCUAUUCCUUGUGACUUGAAUACAACGCUGAUCAGAUGCUGGAUGUCCGGAUUUGUCCACAACUAUCAGCUACAUUGCACAUUGCACAUUUACGUUCGUCACUCUGUUCUUCUGAGCGUGAAACAUUCUGACAUACAAGCGAAGUGUGUCAGGGGCUGUGUGCAGAAUUGUGUGUUAUACGCUUGAUGUUAGUCUAUGAUGUGUCAUGCAUGUGGGAUCAUCCUGUCAUCAAUAUAUCCUGCAACAUUUUAUGCAUUCUUUACAGUCUAUGAACCAGUUGUCGUCUGGGUAACAAAACUGUGUUAAGUUUGGUCCUGUAUAUCAUUGACAAUCACGUGUCGUACGUGAGAGACAAACAGCUAAUAAGGUAACUGAAGAUAAUGCAAUAACGAGUCUUUCGGUUUAAUAUACAAAGCCUUUUUCAUGUUGUUUCUUUGGAUGUGCGCUAACGCUAAGGUAACUGAUUAUGAGAACUCUCCCGGACGGGCAUGGAAGACAGUGUUCCGUAUGUCUUUGACAGCCACCGUACCAGCUAAGAAAUCUCUAGUCACAUAAAAUUUCUCUAAACGUUUAGCCGGAUGCUUACAGUCAUUGGAUAUACUAACCUUCGGAUAUCAGUCAGGCAUUUCGAAAAUCUCUCUAAUAAUUCAGUGUUGCUUUCCUCCUGUGUCGGGAAAUAAAUUGAUGGCUCUUGUCAGUGCCCUGUCAAGAAACUGCUGCUGAAGACCAAAACACCUACCCACACCCGAUCAAAGUUAUGACCGGACUAGAACAGUCUUAAGCGAAACGUAACAUCAGCACCAGAGAGUAGUGAUGCACAGGUCCAGUCCCAGAAGUACGUUGCAGUUAGUUUAAAAACUAUACCCUACACGUUUCGCAAAUAUUUAUUUUUAUGAGAAUUUAAAUUUUCCUUCACUGAAUCUCUCCUCUGGACAGAACCAAAUGAAAAGUAUCUUCUUGAAAUCUUCGGUACUUCGCUUUUGUGCCCCCUUUGAGUCUGUCCACCCAUACUGCACUAUUACCGAUUACUGUAGUAAUGUCAUUUAAAUCAUUUCUCACUUACAAGCACUUCCGAGUCACAUUAAUGAGAUGGUAGCAUGCUUAAUUGUUGUAGCCCGACGUUCAGUCAAUUAAUAUUCAGAAAAGUUAGAUGCCAGCUUGAAUUAAUAUUCGGAAAAGUAAUAUACGGCAUCUCAUAUAAUAAUUCUAUGAUGUACCACAACUGGAAUUCAACGUUGUACCACAGGUAUACUCGUACCUGGCUGAGUGAACAGCUUCGGUGAUCGGAGGACAAAGACAUAUCGUUGUAAGUGUGAUCAGGUCUCUGAAAAACCACACAGUAUCAAAAUAUCUGCGUGUUCACAUACGCUUCACGUAUUACAUAUUACUAGACUAUCAAUAUUCUCCCAGAAAAUCAACCCAUUAUUGCUCAAAAUUUGCUCUAAAUUGCAGACAUUAUGCGGUGUUACUUCAAAAUUGUGUUAAGAUAAAAUUCCUUGAUCCGGCAGAAGUACCAGUUUAUUUUCCAUACUUUUAAUUUAAUAUGUUAACAAAACCAGUAAACGACGUACUGUUGACUGACAACCUAUUGCUAUUAAUUGUGAAUUUACAUACCGAAAGAAAUACCACAGCUGGGACGUGUUGUUUCAUAAAGAUUAAUUACUUAGAGUGGUAAAGGUAUAACCGCUUCUAUCACCAGAUUACACAAUUAAGCCCUAACUCUUACACUGGAGUUACCACUUAUCAUACGUGAAAAGGAAUGUUGCAAAAUACUCCAUAUGUUUUAGAAGUGCUUCAGCUCAUAUCACGUACCAGUAUCUGAAUCAAGGAAAAUUAAAAGAUAACUGAAUGUUUCAACAGUGGAGAAAGGCAGAAACGGCAGCUGCUUGAAUAACACCCACCCUUUUGAUACCGAAGUAAUACUAAAAGAAGUAUUAUGAAUGGCGCCCAAAGUAAAAUUAAAAACUGUGCAAAAGUAAGAAACGUGUGUUUUGUGACACGAACCACCUUUGAUGAAAUGAGAAUAUUUUCUUUUCGUUUGUUUGUAUGAAGCAUGGAUGAAACUCCAGCAGACACAAGUAAAUGCCCUAAUUAUGGUAAAUUCGCUGUAAACACAAAGUUUAUUUCUUCGCCGAUUUCAGCAAAUUAUAAAUGCUGUAGGAAACAAAAAUUUGAAAUGAAAGCAUAUCAGCUUUUGAAAUGUGAACUCUGUACUUUUUUUACAAGAAACAUUAUUUUAGAUAUAGUUAAUGUAAGUUCAUACUGUCGAUAUUGUCAUGCAAAAUUUAUUGAAUACACAGAACAGUAAUGCAUGAAGGGAAAUAGCUCUAAAUUUUAAUUUACUACAUCAACAUUAAUAUGCAUAUUUUGUGUGAUAUAAUAAAGAAGAGAUAAUAUUAAAUACAGCUAUAUCUAUUACAGUGUAAGAAAUUAAAAUUACAUAUUUUAUGUAAGUGUAACUAUUGGCUUUCCCAUCAAUAAUGUACAUUACACAUUUUUAAUAACAUCAAUGCCGACAAUUUUAACCAUCCAACUGCAUGAAUCUGCUGAAUGUAUAUAAAAAUUAAUGUACAAAGUAAAUUUUAUAGAAUAAAUGUGAGCCUAUUACAAGAAAUUGAGACUAGUAA
Molecule: messenger RNA, 7089 nt
Organism: Schistocerca gregaria
Lineage: Eukaryota; Metazoa; Arthropoda; Insecta; Orthoptera; Acrididae
Product: locomotion-related protein Hikaru genki-like
Exons: 10
Coding region: 71-1777 (568 amino acids)
Source: RefSeq, a predicted model, not a curated record